This is a messenger RNA of Pteronotus mesoamericanus, 1356 nucleotides long. It is a transcript of the gene SH2D5, whose product is annotated as SH2 domain containing 5. The record is from RefSeq and is a predicted model, not a curated record. Gene Ontology annotation, cellular component: postsynaptic density. Bases 1 to 1356 code for a protein of 451 amino acids. Lineage: Eukaryota; Metazoa; Chordata; Mammalia; Chiroptera; Mormoopidae. The transcript has 9 exons.
AUGGGAGCACCGUGGCUCGACUGCCAGGGAACCAACCCUUGUCCCUCACCCUCUGCAGCCUCCUCUCCUGAGGGGCUUCAGGCUGGGGGCCAUGCAGAAAGCGGGGGCAAGGGGCCGGAGGGCCUCCGACUGCGGCCCUGCCCCUCACCGGCCCAGUAUGUGGGCUCCUUCUCCGUGGAUGACCUGGACACCCAGGAGAGUGUGUGGCUGGUGCAACAGCAGCUGUGGGCACUGAAGGACUGUCCCCGACGCCGGGCCGUCAUCCUGAAAUUCAGCCUUCAGGGCCUCAAGAUCUACAGCGGGGAGGGUGAGGUGCUCCUGAUGGCGCAUGCCCUGAGGCGCAUACUCUACUCCACCUGGUGCCCCGCCGACUGCCAGUUUGCCUUUGUGGCCCGAAACCCCCAGAGCCCUGCCAGCAAGCUCUUCUGUCACCUUUUUGUGGGCAGCCAGCCUGGAGAGGUCCAGAUCCUGCACCUGCUGCUCUGCCGCUCCUUCCAGCUUGCUUACCUCUUGCAGCACCCUGCGGAGCGGGCACAGUCUGACCCCUGUCUGGGGCCCACAGGGGACGUGCCCCUGAAGUCACUGUCCGGUUCUGGGGCGCGCCCUGGUCCAGCACAGGAGCCCUUCGGCCGUGAUCAGCUCUCAGAGAACGUUCACGCACUGGUCUCCUUCCGGCGGCUGCCAGCAGAGGGGCCCGUGGGCAGCGGGAAGGAGCUACCAUUGUUGGAAGGCCGUGGGGGUGCCCGCCAUGUCCGCCUUGGAAAUCCCUACUGCUCCCCGACUCUGGUGCGCAAGAAGGCGAUCCGCAGCAAAGUGAUCCGCUCCGGGGCCUACCGGGGCUGCACCUACGAGACCCAGCUGCAGCUGUCGGCCUGCGAGGCCUUUCCUGCUGCGUGGGAGAAGUGGCCCCAGGGUCCUGGUGGCUCCGCGUGCCUGGUGGAGAGCGACGGCAGCCUGACGGAGAACAUCUGGGCCUUUGCUGGCAUCUCCAGGCCCAGUGCCCUCGCCCUGCUGCGGAGAGACGUGCUUGGGGCCUUCCUGCUGUGGCCGGAGCCCGGUGCCAGUGGCCAGUGGUGCCUGUCAGUGCGGACGCUGUGCGGCAUCGUGCCCUACCAAGUCUUCCGGAACCACCUGGGCCGCUACAGCGUGGAGCACCUGCCAGCUGAGUUCCCCAGCCUGGAGGCCCUGGUGGAGCAUCACGCCGGGACUGAGCGCAGCCUCUUCUGCUCCCUCGACAUGGGCCGCCUGAACCCCGGCUAUGAGGAGCAAGACUGCAGGCCCGAGGGCAGGCCUUCUCGGACGCUCCGGCCCCUUAGCCACGCCAAGUCUGAGGCCGAACUGCAGGGCCUGGGCUAG